Camellia sinensis is the source of this 6017-nucleotide messenger RNA. The record is from RefSeq and is a predicted model, not a curated record. Lineage: Eukaryota; Viridiplantae; Streptophyta; Magnoliopsida; Ericales; Theaceae.
CUCUCUCUCUCUCUCCAUGUGAUUGCUUUUGAUUUGCCAAAAAACAAUGGAAUGAAAUCAUUCAUUCAUUCAUUCAUUCAUUUCACACCCUUUUUCUCCAAAAACCCUCAUCAUCAACCCUCAUCACUCUCACUCUUCCUUCCUCUCUACUCCUUCUCUCUCUAGAAUUCCAAUCCACCUCUUGCGAUUCAAUUUCUAUUCCCAAUUCUGAAUUUGGUCGAUUCUUAUUGCUCUCUGUUUCUCAAUUUCGUUGAUCAAUUGGUUUCUGCGAUUGAAUUUGGUUCGUUUGAUCUGCAUGGAGGCUUAUCGUUGAAUCAAACAUCGUUUUGGAUCCAAUCGGAGGAGCAACAGCGCCAUUAGAUAAUGGCGCUGUUCAGAAGGUUCUUCUAUCGGAAGCCGCCUGAUCGUCUUCUCGAGAUUUCCGAACGCGUCUACGUGUUCGAUUGUUGCUUCUCCACUGACGUAUUGGAAGAAGAUGAAUUCAAAAUUUACAUGGGUGGCAUUGUAGCUCAGCUGCAGGACCACUAUCCGGAUGCUUCUUUCAUGGUUUUUAACUUUAGAGAAAAGGAAAGGAGGAGCCAAAUUUCGGAUUUAUUGUCUCAGUAUGACAUGACAGUGAUGGAUUAUCCUAGGCAUUAUGAAGGGUGUCCACUGUUACCAUUAGAGAUGAUUUACCACUUCCUUCGGUCCAGUGAGAGCUGGUUGUCAUUGGAGGGUCAACAAAAUGUACUGUUGAUGCACUGCGAAAGGGGAGGAUGGCCUGUGCUUGCAUUUAUUCUUGCUGGUCUUCUGUUGUACCGAAAACAGUAUAGUGGUGAGCAGAAGACUCUUGAAAUGGUAUACAAGCAAGCUCCUAGGCAACUUCUUCAUCUUUUGUCUCCUUUAAAUCCACAACCUUCUCAGCUGAGAUAUCUUCAGUACAUUUCCAGACGGGAUUUGGGUUCAGAUUGGCCACCAUCAGAUACUCCCUUAGAUUUGGAUUGUAUUAUUCUUAGAGUUAUUCCCUUGUUUGACGGAGGAAGGGGUUGCCGACCGGUUGUUCACAUUUAUGGUCAGGACUCUUCUUCUACCACAGCCACUAAAAGUUCAAAGCUUCUGUUUUCGACUUCCAAGACAAAGAAACGUGCUCGCCAUUACCAACAGGAAGAGUGUGAACUAGUGAAAAUAGAUAUUCAUUGUCGUGUUCAAGGGGAUGUUGUUCUUGAGUGCAUCCACUUGGACAAUGACCUAGUAAGGGAGGAAAUGAUGUUCAGAGUUAUGUUCCACACUGCAUUUGUCCGUUCAAAUGUUUUGAUGUUGAAUCGUGAUGAAGUUGAUGUUUUGUGGGGUGCAAAGGACCAGUUUCCAAAGGAGUUCAAAGCAGAGGUUAUCUUUUCGGAUGCUGAUGCAGUUCUACCUAUCAUCACCACAGAAAGUGAAGAUGAGGAUGAAGAAGAAAGUGCUUCCCCUGAAGAAUUUUUUGAGGUCGAGGAGAUCUUCAGUAAUGUAGUAGAUGGGCAGGACAGAAAGGGGAACUUGGAUACUCAUAUAGUUCUUGAGGAGAAUAAUAAAGUAGUUCUUGAGGAGAAUAAUAAAGUAAUUUGGACUGAGGCUUUGGAGCCUCAUGCAUUUGAAGACUGUGCAUCGGAUGAUGGAAAUCACAAACAGGAUGGGGGUUUUUAUUCUAAAUCUAGUUCAGCUGAAGUCAUUGCAUUUGAUGAUAGGGAUGAGUCAGGUUCCAUAAUCAUGAUUGCUGAUGUGCCCAGCAGUUUAGAGAGCAAGGUAGUAACUGCAGAUAUGAAUGGCAAGUUAGAAGAGAUGGAGAAUAGACAAGAAAGAGAAGACUCUGCUAUGCAGAAGAACUUAGAGAGGCAGGAUUCACAGCAGAAGUUGAGUGCUCAUAUUAGUAGACAAAAAUCUGAUGAGUCACUUCCACCCACACCAGAGGUAGUAACUGCAUAUAUGAGUGGCAGGCUAGAAGAGAUGGAGAAUGGACAAGAAACAGAAGAAUCUGGCAUGCAGAAGAACUUAGAAAGGCAGGAUUCACAGCAGAAGUUGAGUGCUCAUAUUAGUGGACAAAAAUCUGAUGAGUCACUUCCGUCCAUACCAAAGGUAGUAACUGCAGAUAUGAGUGGCAAGCUAGAAGAGAUGGAGAAUAGACAAGAAACAGAAGAAUCUGCUAUGCAGAAGAACUUAGAAAGGCAGGAUUCAGAGCAGAAGCUGAGUGCUCGUGUUAGUAUACAAAAAUCUGAUCAGUUACUUCCACCCACACCAAAGGUAGUAACUGCAGAUAUGAGUGGCAAGCUGGAAGAGAUGGGGAAUAGACAAGAAACAGAAGACUCUGCUAUGCAGAAGAACUUAGAAAGGCAGGAUUCACCGCAGAAGUUGAGUGAUCAUAUUAGCAGACAAAAAUCUGAUGAGUCACUUCCAGCCAUGCCAAAGGUAGUAACUGCAGAUAUGAUUGGCAAACUUGAAGAGAUGGAGAAUAGACAAGAAACAGAAGACUCUGCUAUGCAGAAGAACUUAGAAAGGCAGGAUUCACAGCAGAAGUUGAGUGUUCAUAUUAGCAGACAAAAAUCUGAUGAGUCACUUCCAGCCACGCCAAAGGUAGUAACUACAGAUAUGAGUGGCAAGCUAGAAGAGAUGGAGAAUAGACAAGAAACAGAAGACUCUGCUAUGCAGAAGAACUUAGGAAGGCAGGAUUCACAGCAAAAGUUGAGUGCUCAUACCAGCAGACAAAAAUCUGAUGUGUCACUUCCAGCCACUCCAAAGGUAGUAACUGCAGAAAUGAGUGGCAAGCUAGGUGAGACAGAGAAUAGACAAGAAACAGAAGACUCUGCUAUGCAGAAGAACUUAGAAAGGCAGGAUUCACAGCACAAGUUGAGUGCUCAUAUUAGUGGACAAAAAUCUGAUGAGUCACUUCCACCCACACCAAAGGUAGUAACUGCAUAUAUGAGUGGCAAGCUAGAAGAGAUGGAGAAUGGACAAGAAACGGAAGAAUCUGGUAUGCAGAAGAACUUAGAAAGGCAGGAUUCACAGCAGAAGUUGAGUGCUCAUAUUAGUGGACAAAAAUCUGAUGAGUCACUUCCGCCCACACCAAAGGUAGUAACUGCAGAUAUGAGUGGCAAGCUAGAAGAGAUGGAGAAUAAACAAGAAGCAGAAGACUCUGCUGUGCGGAAGAACUUAGAAAGGCAGGAUUCACAGAAGAACUUGAGUGCUCAUAUUAGCAGACAAAAAUCUGAUAAAUCACUUCCACCCACACCAAAGAAACAACAACCUUCAAAUGGAAAAACAGCUGCAGAUUUAUCUCCUACAAAACAAAAAAUUAAACAGCCAGAACAUCAGGGCAGUAUUGCAAGGCAGGCAAAGCCAAAUACGGUGUCUCGGUGGAUUCUUCCUGACAAAUCUUACACUAAUUCAAUGUAUGUACCUUAUCCACCAUCAAGAUAUAACAGCGCACCUCCUGCACUGGCCCUUGAAAAGGAUUCUCAUGCAGAUGGAAAAUCGAAGGCUUCUGCUGCUAAUGAUGCCUCUGGAGCUGUGGUUGCAACUGAUGAUACUCCUGAAUCUGGAAGUCAUAUGGUGGUUUAUUGGAGAAAUGCAGACAGUGAACCACUGAAACCCAUUUCCUAUCCACCGUCUUUGCAUAUGCCACCACUUCAAGUUGCUUCUUCUCCCUCUUCAACUUCAACACUUAAAGUUGUUCCCCCUCCCCCUCCCCCUCCCCCUCCAUCUUUCAAAAACUCUUCAAAUGUCCUUUUCCCACAGGAUCCUGCAAUACUUCCACAAGCAGUAGCAAGGCAAGCCUCUCCACCUUCUCCAGCUUCCCCUCCACCCCCCUUUUCUAGCUUUUUAUUGCAUACUUCUUCGUCUAAAUUUUCGUUGCCACCUGCUUCCACUAUGCAAGUGAAAGCAAAGAGUAUUCCCCCACCUCCUCCACCACCCCCACCACCACCAUCGUCUACUAAGUGUACCCUCUAUCCUAGUGCGCCAGAAUUUGAUGUGUCAGAACUUGAGACUCUUUUCUCUGCCACAGUCCCAAAGUCUAAUGCCGGAGGUAAAUCAGGAGACCGGCUGAAGCCCGCUGGAUCUAAAACUGACAAAGUCCACCUGGUUGAUUUAAGGAGGGCCAAUAACACUGAAAUUAUGCUCACAAAAGUAAAGAUGCCGCUUUCUGACAUGAUGGCUGCAGCACUAGCAAUGGAUGAGUCAAUUUUAGAUGCUGAUCAGGUGGAAAAUCUUAUAAAAUUCUGUCCUACUAAAGAAGAAAUGGACCUUCUUAAGGGCUACACUGGUGACAAGGAGAUCCUGGGGAAAUGUGAACAGUUCUUUUUGGUGCUGAUGAAGGUGCCACGUGUGGAGUCUAAACUAAGAGUGUUUCUUUUCAAGAUUCAGUUCAAUUCUCAGAUAUCAGAUUUUAAGAAGAGUUUAAACACUGUGAACUCCUCAUGUGAAGAGGUUCGAAAUUCCCUCGAAUUGAAGGAAAUCAUGAAGAAAAUCUUAUUUCUGGGGAACACAUUAAAUCAAGGAACUGCGAGAGGUUCUGCAGUUGGAUUCAAGUUGGACAGUCUUUUAAAACUUACUGAUACACGUGCUUCCAACAGCAGGAUGACACUGAUGCACUAUCUUUGCAAGGUCCUUGCUGCCAAGUCACCAGCCCAGUUGGGUUUUCAUCAAGAUCUUGUUAGUCUGGAAGCUGCAUCGAAGAUACAAUUGAAGUCCUUAGCAGAAGAGAUGCAAGCUAUUAUCAAAGGAUUAGAAAAGGUAAAGCAGGAGCUGGUUGCAUCUGAAAAUGACGGCCCUGUAUCUGAAGUUUUCCAUAAGACAUUGAAGGAAUUCAUUGGUACUGCUGAGACAGAGGUGGCAUCUGUAACAAAUUUGUAUUCAGUGGUGGGUAGAAACGCAGAUGGACUAGCCCUUUAUUUCGGUGAGGACCCUGCCCGUUGCCCAUUUGAACAAGUUACUGUGACCCUCUUAAACUUUGUGAGGUUGUUCCGGAAAGCUCAUGAUGAGAACUGUAAACAGGCCGAAUUGGAGAAGAAGAAAGCUCAGAAGGAGGUUGAAAUGGAGAAGGCAAAGGGAAUUAAUCUAACAAAGAAGAGUGGAAAUAGCUGACAUUGUUUGCUUUAGUCCCCACCAGGGGGAGUUGUCGAGUUCUUGCAUCAAAGGUCUGAUGGGUCUUCAAAGACUGGCAAGGAGCGCCCCUCUAUCCAGUAUUUUUGUAAUAUGUAUGCCUUUUAGGUUGUGUUUGGAUCUUGGAUUUGUGAAAGAUUUCUGGAGGGCAAGAAAAGGGGAAGGGAAAAGUGAAUGAAAUAGAAGAUAAAAUCUUGUGACAUUACUCUUCCCUUUUCUAUUCCCUCCGUAAAUCCUUCCAAACAUAACGUUAAGGGGAUUCAAGAGGCUUGCAGACCUAAAGCUAGAUCUUUGAAUAGUUCAGCUGCACUUGCUGGAGCGAAUGCCUGCCCAUCACUCGGAUUAUUUCAGCUGGCAGAUCUAUCACAUGGGAUAUCAAAUGGAUGCUUGGGAUCUAAAUAGUAGGAUGUUCUUUAUAUGAUUUUCAGAAGAACGGUUCUGACCCUUUCUCAGUUCAUAUAUGGAAGAUCUCAGUGACAUUGGAUCGUUCUAAUAUAAUAGACACGCAAUUUUGGCUUCCACCAUUCGUUUGGCAUUUCAGCAACAGAGUACUCGGGACUGUAAAGUACCACCACACAAUGUAUACCAUGAACCAUGUACAGAGCUCUAACCCUGUAGUUACAUUCAAAUUUGAUUCUUUUCAUUGUAGCAUAGAUACAUAGGUCUUGUUUUUUCCCCCCUCAGAAUAUUGAGAUUUUGUCCGAAAUUCAUCACAAAAUUGUUGUAUAGAAGGAAUAGGAUAAGAAGAGAGGAAGUAGGAGAGUGGUUCUCUCAUUUGUGCAAUUGUAAUAUAAUCAUGCUAUAAGUUGUUGCCUUAGAAAAACUGCUUUUUCUUUCAUUGAUUCUUCUUUUAGUUAAAGAUAUUCUCAUUUAUUUGAUAUAAAAGCUUGUCUUCCUUAUCUUCU